Pogonomyrmex barbatus (red harvester ant) is the source of this 1566-nucleotide messenger RNA. It is a transcript of the gene Cnep1r2, whose product is annotated as CTD nuclear envelope phosphatase 1 regulatory subunit 2. Gene Ontology annotation, cellular component: Nem1-Spo7 phosphatase complex; cytoplasm. NCBI's taxonomy places the organism in Eukaryota, Metazoa, Arthropoda, Insecta, Hymenoptera, Formicidae. The record is from RefSeq and is a predicted model, not a curated record.
GACCGAGAAAAUUCGCGAGAGAUUAUUUCGGAGACUUCACGACGCUACCGCGAAUGCUAUCAUCGCACGCGAUGUGUAUCCUGAACCUGUAGAGAGUUAUGUCGUUGGAUCAGACAGUAUGCGAAGAUUUGAAAGCUUUCGAAAGGCGACUCACCGAGGUUAUUGCAAGUCUACAACCGGCCACCAAGCGAUGGAGACUGUUGUUGUGUGCAGUGUCCACUUUCACUGCUAUCGGUGCUUGGUAUUGGUUGACAGAUCCAAACACAUCAGCAGUGCCCUUCACACAGAGUUUAUAUAAUCAUCCAUUCUUUACAAUGGCUAGUGUAAUUUUAGUAAUAUUAUUCAUGCUGGGAGUACACAGACGAGUGAUAGCACCUAGUAUUAUAACUCAGCGAGCCAGGAGUGUACUUGGCGAUUUCAACAUGAGUUGUGACGAUACUGGAAAGUUAAUCUUGAAACCUACGAGACCUCCCCAUCCUCACGAAACUUAGAAUAUUUGCGACUAUUUAGUAAAUGUGAGAAAUAAAUACAAAAUGAGCUCAGUCAUUCUUGUUACAGUAUCGUUUUGAAAUUUAUGACAAGUAGAGAAUUUAGAGUUAUAUAUUUUGACUUAUGGAUUUUUAAUUAAUUAUGCAUUAUGUGAUCUUUUAUGAUGCAUAUUAAACUUAUAUAUGUGAAUAUAAUAUGUGAUCUACCUGAGCAUGUGCUAAAUCUUGGAAUCGCAAUUUUUUCGAAGCUUGAAUAAUACCAUUAAUUAAUUAAUACCAAUUAAUAUUUUCUUGAUAUCACGAUCUAAAAUGUAAAAAAGAAAUAAUCAAAUCGGAGAGUAAGUUUCAUAAAUUCAAAAGUUCCACGAGUUCCGAAAAUUCCUGAAAUUUUACCUGCAGAUUCGAACAGUUUGAAUGUUUCCUAAAAAAGCAAAGUAUUAGGAGAAUACAAACAGAUGAGAGGUGGUAAUUACGACUUUCGAAACUGCGAUUUCAAAGCCACGAUGUAUAUAACGAUUAAAACAUUUAUUCGUAGUAAUAUUCCGCAUGUUACAAUUUUCUUUUCCGUUUUUUUCUCAGUAUGCACAAUCACGCAUUUGUCUUUUUAAAAUAGUUACAUGUACAAUAUUAUAAUCUAUGCGGACUACGGUUCAUUCACAAUCAAAUAUUCACGAGGAGCCGUCUUGUCAGUUUUGAAAUCAUAUUAGACUAUAAUAUGUAAUAUGUACAAAUGAUUAUCCGACCACAGAGUACUAUUUUCAACGUACCGCCAAUGGACAAUGAUUGCGUAUGUGAAAAAUGUCUUGUAAGAUGUCUUUAACAAUUGUACAGAGCACAAAGCAAACCCUGUUGCUUUUUAAAAGUAUGUGUGUACAUACUUUUGUCGCCGAUUUGGUACCAAGAGUAGAAAGUCUUGGCUAGCCUAUCGAUAAAUUUCGUGAUAAUUUUGCCAAAUGUUGGGUUGCAUAUAAUUUUAUGCAAUUUACGAUUUUCGCACAUUUAAUAAUGCGCGCUUUUUACAUGCAUACAUUAUAUAAUUUGAGAUAAAUCAGUUUACGGAAUAAAUCGUAUGAGUUAC